This is a messenger RNA of Diutina rugosa, 1092 nucleotides long. RefSeq names its product protein geranylgeranyltransferase type I subunit (gene CDC43). Gene Ontology annotation, cellular component: CAAX-protein geranylgeranyltransferase complex. The record is from RefSeq and is a predicted model, not a curated record. The transcript has a single exon. Gene Ontology annotation, biological process: protein geranylgeranylation. Gene Ontology annotation, molecular function: CAAX-protein geranylgeranyltransferase activity. Bases 1 to 1092 code for a protein of 363 amino acids. Lineage: Eukaryota; Fungi; Ascomycota; Pichiomycetes; Serinales; Debaryomycetaceae.
AUGGAGAAGGAGGCCCUCCAGGUUGACAAGCACAUCCGGUACUUCCAACGAUGUCUUGCGGCGUUCCCAGCCCAGGCCCUGUCUGAAGAUGCCAAUUUUCUUGCGCUUGUCUACUUCUGUCUCCAUGGCGAGGCGAUGGUGUCACCUGAGGAUAAGCCGAUGAGCGAAGGUGAUCGGCAAUACUACCGAGCGGUAGCCGACCAUAUAUACGACAAGUUUGUCAUUGAGACUGACGAGUGGCAGGGGUUCCGACCCACGGCUCAUUUCAGCGGCGCCGGCGCCUACGAUCUAGCCUACGUCUCAGCGACGUUUUUCGCCCUUACUUGUCUCCUUCAGCUUCAAUGGCCAGGCUACGCUGAGAAAAUCAAGCCGAAAAAGGUGAUGAGGUUUCUCCAAUUGUGUCUGGGUGAAGAUGGACGCGUCUACCCAGCGCUUAGUGGCCGCGAGCAAACUCAGCCGCAAGGCGAGCCUGAUCUUCGUCAGGUAUACAUGGCGCUGGGGAUCGCCGCCAUGGUCAAACAACCAGUACUUCCCCUGACGGUGGACUAUGUGCUCGAGCGGGUCAGUUUUAACGGCGGCAUGGCCCUGUCCAUUGGGGCCGAGCCUCAUCUUGGGUUCACGUUCUGCGGAUUAGCAGCAUUAAAGCUCGCUGGCUAUCAGUUUGAGCGCAGUCAGUGGCAGCAAACCGUGGAUUGGCUUGUCCAUCGACAGGUGGACUACGAUAGCGACGACAAAGGCUUUACUUGGGGCGAUUACGAAUACUAUGACCGAAGCCAGCGAGGCCUGUUCAAUGGUCGAGAAAACAAGUUGGGUGACACCUGCUAUCUGUGGUGGUGUAUGGGUCUGCUUGCCAUUCUUGGCGCCGAAGACUAUAUCGAUAAGGAAGCGGCAAAGACGUGGCUUCUCACCAAAAUGCAACACCUGAUGUUUGGGGGUUUCUCUAAAGACGGUGUAGCCGUGCCUGAUCCUCUCCACUCGUACUUGGCGUUAGCAGCUCUCUCCCGGCUUGGGGGUGUGGGCCUCCCACCCAUUGACGAAGCGCUUGUGAUGCACCCUCGUCUGCUCCACUUCCUCGAGCAAACUGAGUUUUAA